This is a messenger RNA of Zerene cesonia (dogface butterfly), 1027 nucleotides long. Its product is annotated as segmentation polarity homeobox protein engrailed-like. The coding region runs from base 1 to 1011 and encodes 336 amino acids. Gene Ontology annotation, molecular function: DNA-binding transcription factor activity, RNA polymerase II-specific; RNA polymerase II cis-regulatory region sequence-specific DNA binding. Lineage: Eukaryota; Metazoa; Arthropoda; Insecta; Lepidoptera; Pieridae. The transcript has 3 exons. The record is from RefSeq and is a predicted model, not a curated record. Gene Ontology annotation, cellular component: nucleus. Gene Ontology annotation, biological process: neuron differentiation; multicellular organism development; regulation of transcription by RNA polymerase II.
AUGGCGUUCGAAGACCGCUGCAGUCCGAGCCAAGCGAACAGCCCUGGCCCAGUCACGGGACGCGUUCCAGCGCUUCACAUGAAUCAAAUGCAAUACCAAAAUCAAUACACCUGCACCACGAUAGACAGAUUCGACAGGACGAUCAAAGUGUCGAGUUCGCCCCCGCCGAGCCCAGACAACCAAAUGGAGUACUAUUACAGGCCAGAAACGCCAGACGUAAAACCGAUAAUUCCAGAAAGAUUCGAGCCGGACAAACGAACGCAGCCGACGGCGCCGAUCGCGUUUUCAAUUUCCAAUAUCCUACAUCCGGAGUUCGGUUUGAAUGCGAUACGCAAGACGAAUAAAAUAGAGGGACCCAAGGCCGCGGGGCCCAACCACUCCAUAUUGUACAAGCCAUACGAAGCUAGUUCGAAAUUCGAUUUUUUGAAAUCGCACGACGAUUUCGGCGGGCUGCCACCGCUUGGCGGGUUGCGUCAAACGGUGUCAAACAUUGGGGAACAGAUAAAAGAAAGGGAGUUACCAAAAAGUUUGGAGCAAAGGAGGCCGGAUUCCGCGAGUUCGAUUGUUUCAUCGACAUCCAGUGGUGCGUCCACACACAGCACAGACACGAACAGUCAAUCUUCGUCCGGAAACACACAAUUAUGGCCAGCCUGGGUUUAUUGCACGAGAUACAGCGACAGGCCCAGCUCUGGUCCCAGAAGUAGAAGAAUGAAAAAGAAAAUGACCGCAGAAGAGAAGAGACCGAGAACAGCAUUCAGUGCAGCGCAACUGGCUCGAUUAAAGCACGAGUUCGCGGAGAACCGCUACCUGACGGAGCGGCGGCGGCAGGCGCUGGCCGCCGAGCUGGGGCUCGCGGAGGCGCAGAUCAAGAUCUGGUUCCAGAACAAACGCGCCAAGAUCAAGAAGGCGUCCGGCCAGCGCAACCCGCUCGCGCUGCAGCUCAUGGCGCAGGGGCUCUACAACCACAGCACCGUCACCGAAAGUGAAGAUGAAGAGAUCAGUGUCACGUAGUGUGUAUGGGGUAGGG